AGUGCAGUGCAGUGGUCGUAGUAGUUUGCGUAGUGGAUGUUUUUCAAUCUCCUGACUCCUGGCGUCUGCAAAUAUCAAGAAUUACUUAAAUCGUGUGAUUAAUAAAUAAUUUGUAAAAAAAAAUGUCUUUGGCCGACGAACUUCUUGCCGACCUCGAGGAGAAUGACGACGCGGACGCGUUUAUGGAGGAGCCGGAGCCGCAAUUUAUUCCGACCUCGGUUUCCAAAGUCAUAGAAGAAGAGAUAAAGGUGUCCUCCGUUCGAGAGUUGGCUAAGCUACGAGAUUCGGCGCAGUUGCAAUUAGUUAUGACACAGAUUGAAAAGCACGGCAAGGUACCUAGAAAGUCGACCGAUAUUAUAGGACCUGUGGAAUCCGAUCCAGAGUAUCAAUUGAUAGUCGAAGCUAAUAACAUGGCAGUAAAAAUUGACAAUGAGAUAGCUAUUAUACAUAGAUUUACGAGAGAUAAGUACUCAAAAAGAUUUCCAGAAUUGGAAUCCUUAGUGGUAGGACUAUUAGAAUAUGUGAUGACUGUUAGGGAAUUGGGCAAUGACCUGGACAGAGCCAAAAAUAAUGAGACCUUGCAACAGUUUCUUACUCAGGCCACAAUUAUGGUUGUUUCUGUGACAGCAUCGACCACUCAAGGCCAGUUGUUGACAGAGGAGGAGAAAGAAGCCAUUUGUGAGGCUUGUGACAUGGCAGUGGAAUUAAACAAUUGUAAAUCAAAGAUAUUUGAGUACGUAGAAAGCAGAAUGGCGUUCAUCGCGCCAAACCUGUCGAUAAUCGUCGGUGCAUCAACAGCAGCCAAGAUUAUGGGUGUCGCAGGCGGUCUGACGAAGCUUUCCAAGAUGCCAGCUUGUAACCUUCUAGUCCUUGGAUCCCAGAAAACCACGCUCUCUGGAUUUUCGCAAGUCACAACCUUGCCUCAUACGGGCUUUAUAUAUUAUUCUGACAUCGUACAAGAGACUCCCCCUGAUCUACGGAGGAAGGCAGCAAGGCUAGUCGCGUCGAAGAGCAUGCUGGCGGCUAGGGUGGACUCUUGCCACGAGAGCACGGACGGACACAUCGGGCAGAUGCUGCGUGAGGAGAUCGAGAAGAAGCUGGACAAGCUGCAGGAGCCGCCGCCCGUGAAGUUCGUGAAGCCGCUGCCAAAGCCGAUCGAUCCCGGUCGGAAAAAGCGCGGUGGCAAACGCGUCCGCAAGAUGAAGGAGCGCUACGCGAUCACGGAAUUCAGGAAGCACGCCAACAGGAUGAACUUUGCGGACAUCGAGAGUGACGCCUACCAAGAAGAUCUUGGCUAUUCGCGUGGAACGAUUGGCAAGGCCGGCACUGGUCGUAUCAGGCUGCCGCAGAUCGACGAGAAGACGAAAGUCAGGAUAUCCAAGACGCUGCAGAAGAAUCUGCAGAAGCAGCAGCAAUGGGGUGGCAGCACGACCGUCAAGAAGCAAGUCUCCGGCACCGCUUCCAGCGUGGCUUUCACUCCCUUACAAGGUCUCGAAAUCGUCAAUCCGCAAGCCGCAGAGAAGAAGGUGAACGAGGCGAAUGCGAAAUACUUCUCCAAUACCGCCGGUUUCCUGAAAGUCAAGAAAACAGUUGAAAUAUGGAUGGAUAAUAACCGACUGCUAAAUAAAAAUAGUACCUGCGAUCUUGCAAACAAUUACGAGUCUACGAUGCAGUGCAUCCGUCGCUUAUCGCUGCGUAAAGAUUGAUAUCUUCGUAAACAUCAAUUCGCCCCUUUUAAAUGCACGUACCUACAUUUAUCCACUGAUAAUGUGGACAAUAGAAAAAAAUAGAGACCGGUGCUGAGUGUGGAUCUACGCCACGAUUGCACUGUGAAAAAUUUGCAGUGUUGCUUUCUUAUUGAUUGAUAAAAUUUGAUGAAUUUGAGAAAGUUGUUAAAGUAAGACCUAUUUGAUUUUUGCACUCCCUUAUGCUGGCAAUUUUCGCCAAUUGCUAGUAUUAGUAUCUUCUAUUAGAAAGAUGUAUGAUAUUGCUCCAUCUAUUCAUGCUACGUUCGUACUUUACACCCGCCGUAGAGCGAAAUAUAGCAAAACCUUCGCCGGCGAAAGUGCUCGAUUUCACAUCGACAUUAUUCAAUGAUAAUUGAAGGCUAAUAAAUGGGGAAACGUUUCGACUCGUAUCAUUAUUUGUCGCAUGAAUGGCAAAUUCCUUUGUAUUGCUUGCAAAUCAGGGGGAAUGGCAAUGAGAAAUAGAAACGGAAAUAGAUAUAGAGACAUAAAAAUAUAGAGAUAGAAUGAGGGGG
Wasmannia auropunctata (little fire ant) is the source of this 2260-nucleotide messenger RNA. RefSeq names its product U4/U6 small nuclear ribonucleoprotein Prp31 (gene Prp31). The transcript is spliced from 9 exons. Bases 123 to 1706 code for a protein of 527 amino acids. NCBI's taxonomy places the organism in Eukaryota, Metazoa, Arthropoda, Insecta, Hymenoptera, Formicidae. Gene Ontology annotation, biological process: mRNA splicing, via spliceosome; spliceosomal tri-snRNP complex assembly. Gene Ontology annotation, cellular component: U4 snRNP; U4/U6 x U5 tri-snRNP complex; precatalytic spliceosome. The record is from RefSeq and is a predicted model, not a curated record.